UCAAACCAUCCAUCAACGACGAGAAUCAAUUUGCAUUGCGACCCAAGCCAAAUCUGCGGCCUGUGCACGUGAUCGAACGGCUGAGGUGUGCCCGGUUUUUGCGUCGAGUUGAAACUCGAAACGUGGAGCUCCGUUUUGCAACAAGCACGACUCCAAGACGUCAGUGAGAAGGAGAGAGAGAGGGAGGGAGAGUGGGAGGGGAAGGAAAAGACACAGAAACGCUGAGGAUCAAGGAAUUGGACGAGCGGGACACCGAAUCGAUUUCGGGAGCGAGCAUGGGAUGGGAUGGUUGCUGGAGCAGGGUGUGCGAUGCGGAUGGGAUUAUACUGGUCAAGGGGUUUGAAGCUAAGUAGAUAAUCUGAUUUAGCUCCUCUUUGCUUAGUGAGAGAUGAACGAUCGGUGGAAAGAGUGAGGGGUUGAAGCGGGCUUAGCAGCGGGUGUUGAAAGAAGGUUUUGUUUGGGGUUUUGUUGGCGCAAGAAGCGAUGGAUCAGUGGAUGCAGCAGAGAGGAGGGGCAGCAUCACAGCAGACUGCAUUGUCCCAUCUCUCGCAGCAGCAGCAGCCGCAGCAAGCGCAUCAGCAGGCCGCGCAGUAUGUGUAUUCCUCCAACUCAUACUCAGGACAGCAGGGAGCCGCACCGUCGUCUGCCGCCAGUGCUGCAUAUGUCCAACAGCAGUCGUAUACGCAACAAACUUAUGGGCAGCAAAACUAUGGGCAACAGGUGCAGCAGCAACAGCAGCAACAACAACAGCAGCAGCAGCAGCAGCCUGCUGCGGUCGCUGCCGCUCAGUAUGCUGGGCUCUCAACUUACAGUGCUGUUGGAGGCCCUUCGCAACAGCAAUCGGCUCAGCCACAAUCUGUUCCAUGGUCUCAGCAAGCUUCGGCCCCAACAGCACAACCCAGUGAUCAACAACAAGGGGCCUAUGGACGGUCCACUACGGGUGUUGCUUCUGCAGCGAGCGGGGGUGGUUCAUCUGUCGGUGCUGGGCAGUACGGAGGGCAGUACGGGAGUGUAUAUGGAGCGGCUGCCCAAAGCAACACACCGCAGCAGCUUCUUGGACCCAGCGGAAGGGGUGUAGCUUCACCAGAGUUCCAGGCGCAAGGAGCUGCAGGGAGUAGAGGUUCAGCAGCAUACGGAGCGGCGCAAGAUAGGGCCAUGAACACAGGAGCUUCUUAUGUAGUUGGAGGAGCCGCUUCGGUUAGUGCGUCCGGAGUCUACGGAGCCGAUGCUGCCAAAUACGAUGAUACGGACAAGUACGGAACUGGUGCAUCGAGUGCCAGCUACGAUGGGAAAGGCGGUGAUUAUGGAACAGGGUCAUCUCCUUCCGCUUACACUCAAAAGGCAGCCGAUCAGUAUGGAGCCAAUUACAAUAUCAAGAGCUCAGAUUACUCUCAAUCCGAAAGAGGUCAGUAUGGGCACAAUCAAGCUGCGUACGGUCAGGCGGACUCGCAAGGUGGAGUUGGAGCCCGACGAUAUCAAGAAACCCAUUCCGCUAUGGCGGUUGUACAAGCUCAACAAAGACAGCAACAGCAGCAGCAACAUCAGCAGCAGGAUCGCCAAGACCAGCAGAGCCAGAUCCUUAGACAGCAGCAAGUUCUCCAGGCGCAACAGGCUCAGGCCAAUGCAGUACUUUUGAAUAGAGGAGCUGCUUCAUCAGUUCUUGAUGCGGGUGGAAGGAAUCAGGCAGAAUAUCUUGCUGCCUCUCGUAACGUUCCUGCAAGAGUUACGGGGGCUCAAGAGUAUGGCGGACAAGUGAGGGGUUUGCUGGGCCAGACCUACGGAGUUAAUAGGUCCGAGACAGACCCUGGUUUGUUGGUUUCACAGUAUGGAGUUGCCGGAGGGCGUUCAACUGGGAACACAGGCAACAGUACAGGAUAUGGCGCACAGCAACAACAAGCCGCUAUGUAUGGUGGUUUGAAUGCCGGUAGAGGUAUUCAAGGUCAGAUGUAUCCUCAUAAUCCUCCUGCAGUGGGAUAUGGAGGUGUUCAGUUGCCACCAGGAAGAGAGUACAGUGCAGGGCGAGGGACGGGUGGUGGCGGCUAUAUUGCCGGGGGCAGUCGUUCCGAUCGUCCAAGCAUUGGCAGUAGCAGAUUCGAAGAUAGAAGAGAUGACAGAGGACCUCCUCGGCGCGAUGGGCUGCGAGAUGAUAGGAGAGGUGGAAGAGAUAGAGACAGGGACAGAGCAAGGGGAGGAAACAGAGACAGAGAACGCGAUCGGGAUAGAGAGCGUCGAGAGGAGCAACGUAAGCGGGAGCGAAGCCCUGUGAGACCAGUAAGAGACCACAAGGAGCCGCCGCUAAGCAAGCGAGAUGAUAGAAGCAGUCGGAAGGAAUCUCCUCGUCGAGAUCAACCUCACAGGGUAACUUCUCCUGCAAAGGAAAAAAGAAGGGAGUACCUUUGUAAGGUUGAGCCAUACAUUUUUGGAGAAGCUGAGAGGGACUACACCUCUCUUUGCAAGCGAUACUCGAAAUUGUUUGUAGUACCAGAGUUUGCGAAGCUUGUUGUGUGCUGGACCGGGAAAGACUCCCAAAUUUGUCUGAAUCAGCCGAUCAGCUUCGAGCACGAUGCUGUAGACGUAGAGGAUGAGGGCGAGUCCAAGCAGGCUCCACCAAAGUCCUCUGACAAGGUUCUCCCUUCUCCAGCGACUAACUCGACGAAGGGCACUACCACGUGGAACGCCAAGGUGAUGCUGAUGAGUGGAUCCAGUGAAGCAGCUCUGAAUGAGUUACUCGUGGAUGACAGUCCAGACGAAAAGCCAGCCCACCUUCAUAACCUUCUGAAGUUUGUGGCCCUUCGUAAAGACCGAAGUGCAAUUAUGGCUGCCGGAGGUGUCUGGGAUAAGGAACUUGAUGGUGGAGAUCCUGCCAUAGACGAGGAAGCCCUCAUACGCACAGCUAUAAGAUGCACGAAGCAAGCUACCCAGCUAGACCUAUCUCAAUGCAAGAAUUGGAUUCGGUUUCUGGAGGUACACUAUGAAAGGCCUGGAGAAGAUGGACUUCCAAGUCAUCGGGAAGUUACUGUUAUGUUUGUACCUGACCUCUCGAGCUGUCUUCCGCUUUUGGGAGAUUGGCACCAGCAGUGUACUCUAUGGCGGCAAUCAAAGCUUGAGCGUGAAGGUCAAGCCAAAGCAGAGAAGGAUGGAAAAUCUUCCGAGAAUAAAACUUCAGUCAGGGAAGGUGACAGUAAUGGUAGCAUUAAAGAUGGUGAGACAGAAACUCUUGACGAGUCUAAGGACGAAGUGGAAAAGGAGAAGGAGAAGGAGAAGGAAGUCGAAGAAAAGAUCGAAACGAAGGAAGAAGAGGUAGAAGGAAAAGAAAAAGGAACGGAGGUCAAGAUCGAAGAGGAGUUACCUCAGCAAUCUGGAUUUAUAUUAACAACACAACGAACCAAGACUACCAAAAUGCGGUCGAUGACCAUAUCUUUGGAUGGCCUCCUCGACUAUGACGAAGAGGAUAGAGAGGAAUGCACGUUCGAGCUCUCCGUCUUCGCCGAGAUAUACCAAGAAAUGCUGCAGUGCAAAAUGGGCAGUCUUAUCUUAUCGGACAUUGAGAUACUGCGUGAAACAACUUACGCUCGUAAGAAGGAAGAGAGGAAACGUGGGCGCUCAGAAGCUAAGGAUGAAAUAUUCAAAGACGUGGAAGGUGAGGGGUCUUCAUCAAGGAAGCGCAGCAAGUUCUCAGACAGGGCCGGGACCCCAGAGCCUAAGGUCGAUACGAUUAAAGCUGAGGCCGUUCCAGAGUCCAAGGUGGAUAGUGUCCCCGAACCUCUGGUUGAGGUUGUCACGGAACCGAAGGUGGAAGAGGUUCCCGAAGGAAGGAUAGAGAUAGAAGCAAGUGAUAUACUUAAUGCGAAUAGCGAAGAAGAGCUAAGGAAAUUGCAAGCAAGAAGAGAAGAAGCCGCAAUGGAAUUAGAGAAAGCUAAAGCUGAGGGACAUGGAGAGAAGGCGGAAGAGAACGGGGUUGUUCAUAAAGAGGAGAAGAAAGAGGAUGUAUUAAAUUUGUCUACAGAAGGUGAGGAAGCUAAGGCGGUCAAUGAUUCCGUCAUCGCAGACGAUAUGGAUGUAGCAAUAACAACUGCUUCUUCAGACGUCGACAUGAAGGAUGCCGCUGCAAGUAAAGAUAGAGGUUUGGAGGAUAAGAUAGAUGAGAAAAAGCCUGAGAAGAAACACAUAAUGGAUAGAGACGUUCUACAGGCUUACCGAUAUUUUGAUAGGAACCGAGUUGGCUACUUGAAGGCAGACGAUUUGCGGCGGAUCUUGCAUGGACUGGGGAAGUUCCUCUCUCAGCGGAAUGUUAAGGAUCUUGUAGCUUGCGCUGUCACAGAAAGUAGUAAGUCACGGGAUGAACGCAUUGUCUACCGGAGCUUCACUGAGAAGGAUGCACCUGUUGAGUAACAUGGCUAGGCCUAAAUUUUGUUGAUUAGAUACCACGCGGGGCUGGGAAGUAUCGUGCCUUUUGAAAUUUUGAAAGACCAGAAUUAUAGGGCUUUGAUUACUACGGGAGCUUUACGAAUUCUGUAUAAACGUCCUGAUGACUCUCAAAUGGGCACGUUCCCAGCAAGUGUUCAGAACAAUAGAGUACUUCGGAAUCGAAAUGUGUAGCUUACUCAGCAUGCUUUUAGCGGUUUCUUUGAGAUCCUGUGGACUUGUAAUAGAAAUGUCUAUUCGUCACGCUCUACUGCAUAAUUUAAACCCUUUUGAAGGAGC
This is a messenger RNA of Marchantia polymorpha subsp. ruderalis, 4704 nucleotides long. The record is from the annotation of a GenBank genome assembly. Lineage: Eukaryota; Viridiplantae; Streptophyta; Marchantiopsida; Marchantiales; Marchantiaceae.